Messenger RNA from Planococcus citri (citrus mealybug), 3093 nucleotides. RefSeq names its product Fanconi anemia group J protein homolog. The record is from RefSeq and is a predicted model, not a curated record. Gene Ontology annotation, cellular component: nucleus. Gene Ontology annotation, molecular function: hydrolase activity, acting on acid anhydrides, in phosphorus-containing anhydrides; DNA helicase activity; DNA binding. Lineage: Eukaryota; Metazoa; Arthropoda; Insecta; Hemiptera; Pseudococcidae. The transcript is spliced from 19 exons. Gene Ontology annotation, biological process: double-strand break repair involved in meiotic recombination; nucleotide-excision repair. Bases 183 to 2774 code for a protein of 863 amino acids.
ACGAAUUCAACUCUGCCCAUUUUUUAUUAUCACUUAUUUUUCCGGGAUUUUAAAUUUUUAAAUCUUUUUGCAUCUAAUUUAACUAUUGUUCUUUAUGUUCAAAUUAAUGAAUAUCAACGAAGUUGAUUUAGUUGAUUGAUUAUUUAUUGAGAAGAGUUUCACGUAAAGAAGAAAACGCAGCUAUGUCUACCGGAGUUACUUAUACCAUCGGAGGGGUAAAAGUGGAUUUCCCAGCCAAAGCAUAUCCUUCGCAAGUUUCGAUGAUGGAUAAAAUUAUCAGAGGAUGCUCUAGAGCUCAAAAUUGUUUAUUGGAGAGUCCAACUGGCUCGGGAAAAACAUUAGCAUUACUGUGUGGAGCAUUAGCUUGGCAGAAAGCUGAGAAACAACGAGCACAAGAAAGACAUUCAGCUGAAAUGAACGAAUAUAUUCGUGCCAAGCAAGAGCAAGAAGAACGAAAUCGACAAAAUCCCGAACCUGUACCACAAGCUGCAUCUUGCGAUGAAAAUGUGAAGUGCUGUGAAUCUGGCGAUAAUACGAGUAAAGUAGUUAAGGUCGAAGAAAAACCUGUUGACGAGACUGAAGAUACCGAUAUUUUUAGACCUGUUAUAAAGAAAAUAAAAACUGGAUUAAAUACAUUGGUCAAUAUUUUAUCACAGGGCACUACCGCAGAUCAGCCUGAAAUCGUUAACGUGUACAAAGUACCCCAAAACGCCGUCAAAAUUGAAAAUACUCUGAAUUCAGCUCAAAAUAAAGUAAAGAGUGAACCAGAUUCAAUUCCAGAACCAAAAGAGCCCAGAGUGCCAAAAAUAUAUUUUUGUACGAGAACUCAUAAACAACUCGCUCAAGUUGUUAAUGAAUUAAGGCGAACGGCAUAUAAAGAUGCAAAGAAUACACUAUUGGCGAGUAGAACUCAUGCUUGUAUACACGAUGGUUUGACGUAUAAUCCUAGACAAAAUAAAACUGAAUUAUGUCGGCAGCUACUCGAUCCUAGAAGCGGAAUGGGCUGCAGAUUUCAUAAAAAUGUACGAAACUAUCAUGUGCUGAGCGACUUGCAAGCGCAAGGACUUGAAACACCUUGGGAAUUAGAAGAUCUAGUAGUUUUCGGUAAAAAAAGAACUGUUUGUCCGUAUUUUGUAGCGCGAGAAUUGAUGGCCGAUGCUGACAUAAUAUUUUGCCCUUAUAACUACCUAAUCGAUCCGUUAGUGAGAAACAGUAUGAAGAUUGAUUUAAAAGGAAGCAUUAUUAUUGUCGACGAAGCCCAUAAUAUCGAAGAUACUUGUCGAGAAUCCGCUAGUCUUACAGUUAUGCAGGAUAAUGUUCAGAACGCCAUACAAGAAUGCGAAGAAGUACUCGAAUCGUUGGAAGAAACUAGCGAAAAACGAGGCCCGUGUCAAGAAAUUAUAAACACAUUAUGUUCGCUAUCAACGUGGAUUGACAGGCAUAAAAACAAUAUUGCAAAAAUGAGCGACUACGAUCAAGGGAAAUUCGAUAUGUUUGGGCCUACUGCUGUGGAAAGUUUUAAAGAUUACAAAUUUGGUCCUUCACAUUUUGCCGCAUUCGCUAAUAAUUAUGCUGCAUUAACAACCGAAGAAAAAGUAUCUAUCGAAGAAUUGAAUAUGGAAGAAGAAGUUUCAACUAUUACGGGACCUACGAAAGCUCUGCUGGAAGGAUUGCUUUUGGUUCUAUCCAUAUUGUAUAAUCCUACGUACACAAACGAUUAUCGUAUUGUCUUAAUCAAAUCUUUCAAUCAACAGUAUGAUCAAGAACCAGAAACUACCGGCGAUGGUUGGUUCGUGGCUAAAAAGAAGAAAAAAAUCGUCUCCAGGUGGAAUUACAGCUUAAAUUUUUGGUGUUUCAAUCCGGCGACGACGUUUUCCUCUAUUAAAGAAAGUGCCCGAUGUGUUGUUCUAUCCUCAGGAACUCUGAGUCCUACUACUUCAUUCCAAUCUGAAUUAGGUGCAUUGUUUCCAAUUACCCUAGAGGCUAAUCAUGUGAUAGAUGCGAACCAAUGUUGGGUUGCAUCUCUCGGAUCUGGACCGAACAAAUUAGCAUUAACUGGAACAUACGCCAGUACUAGUACGUACCCAUUUCAAGAUGAAAUUGGACGAAUAUUGUUGAAUAUUUGCUCUUUUGUUCCUCAUGGCGUUUUAUGUUUCGUAUCUUCGUAUUUUUUAUUGGAUAAAUUAUGCGAAAGAUGGAAUAGUACUGGCAUUACCGAAGAAAUUGCCAAACAUAAGAAAUUACUGUGUGAACCGAGGCGUGGCGAUCAGCUGGAUGAAUUGCUGAAAGAUUUUUACGAAACUAUUGAAACUACAGCUGACAAUGUUGUCGGGCAACAAGUCACCGGUGCAUUAUUUAUGGCUGUGUGUCGUGGCAAAGUCAGCGAAGGGUUGGAUUUCGCUGAUAAAAAUGCUCGCGUAGUUGUUACCAUUGGAAUUCCAUAUCCUAGUAUUAAAGAUGACCAAGUAAAUAUGAAAAAAUCUUACAACGAUAGCCACAAGAACACUAAAGCAUUACUUUCCGGUCACGCUUGGUACGAAAUUCAAGCUUACAGAGCUUUAAAUCAAGCUUUAGGUAGAUGUAUUCGACAUCGUCGAGAUUGGGGUGCUAUAUUAUUGAUCGACAGUCGAUUUAGAAACGAUCAAUACUAUAAAAGUCUUUCAAAAUGGGUGCGAACAAAAGUAUCACACCAUCACGAUUACUCCGAAAUGAUAGAUUCUCUUUCGACGUUUAUAGAAAAUCGAUUAAGAAUCGAUAAGCAAAAUGCAUCGUGAUCUCAUAAGUAAUACUGAUCGCCAGAUGUCAUAAUUAAACUGCAUAAUUCAAGAAAUUGGAAGGACUGUGAUUUAAUCAAUAAUUCAAGCUUGUAAGCUUCAUUUCUAAUUAUUCAUUUUCUGUUUCUUUCUUUUAGGUUACUCAAUGUUUUUAUUUCUCAUCGAUGUAUUACUUAAGUCAGUUUGUUUAAAUUUUUGUUUGUGAUUUUCUAAAUUAAAUUUCGACUCGAUAAUUUUUAUACUCGAAAGAAUAUUAUUUUGUUCUGAUUUUUUUUUAUUGUAAGUACUUCGACAUUAAAAUAUUUAUACUUUGAAAAAA